Messenger RNA from Adineta ricciae, 1407 nucleotides. The record is from the annotation of a GenBank genome assembly. NCBI's taxonomy places the organism in Eukaryota, Metazoa, Rotifera, Eurotatoria, Adinetida, Adinetidae.
AUGAAGCGAACCAUUUCUUCUCUUAAUAAUAACCGAAAUGUGGGUUCAUCGCGAGCAAAGCGAACUCGAACAACUCCUGCAGCGAAUGAAAAAGAGAAUAUCGUCCAUACUGACGAUUCUGAUGCAAUUUCGAAUCACAGCACAGUUCUGGGAAAAAAACCAGAACGUAUCAAUGAGGUGCCAUUGAACAACAAGGGUAGUCGGAAUACUGAUCUUGGGAAUGCAUCAUCUACACUAUCUGGAUCUAGUAUUACAUUUUCUUCGACGGCAUCAAGAAGUGCAUCAUCAGCGGCAAAUCCCGAUACACGAGCGGUUCGCAUUCCGGAUCACUCAUCACAAUUUCAACUAACUACUGACAGUUGUGUUGCUUCGAAUACAAACUUGGAAAAAAAGUCUUCGAUCGAAGAAAAAGCAAAAACGAAGUUGGCAUCUACCAGUUCAAAUGCCAUUGUCACACAACGUUCGAGCUCACAGUCAGUAUUUCAUAUAAAAGUACAAAAUUCAUCUUUAUAUCCAACAUUCUUAGAUUCCAUUCCAUGUUCAAUGUCUAAUAAUCGACCGGAAACGCAACGCUUGUCGUCAUCAAAUAAUCUUUUGAAUUCCACAGCGAGCCAAUUCCCUUCGCAGGCUUUGAUCGAAGGCAGCCUCGAGUAUAGAGAGUUAAAGAGACUAUAUGUGCGCGAACAACAGCAAGUGGAAGAGUGGCGAAAGGAUUAUCAAGUUAUGAAACGCCAAUUAGCCGAUUUGAAAGCCAAUAGCAUUCCACGGCCCACCGCCGAAGCAGUCGAGUGGCUUCAAGAAGUUUUCGAUCUGAUGAACAAUAAUGGUGUUUACCAAGGUGACGGUCGAACACUAGAGAAAAUCGGUGAGGAUUUAGGUCUGGAUCCGGCAAAUCUGAUUACUGUAGCUGCGCGUACACCUCAAAGAUCUGCCCUGAAGUUGUUUCGAUUGUUAUUUUCCACGACGGGAAGCCGUGCUGCACUUGGAUCAGUGAAGAACAUUGCACAAUCAACAUUGCACGACAUCUAUGCAUAUGUACGUACUCUUCAUCCGAAUCUGACAUUCCAUAUGAACGACAUGAAGAACGCUAUUGGCACAUCAAUUCGAAGUGCGAAAAGCGAAUUACGCAGAGCAGAUCGAUACCUAGCGCAACCGUUGAAUGCCUCAUCAAACGAUGAAGACGUUGAUCUCGAAGAUGAAAACAGAACAAAUGAAGGCUUUAUAAACAUUUCAGGUCCAGCUUCGCAUACAACUGAUGGUUUUUCUGAAGACGAAAGUGACGAUGAUAUUCAACACGGUGCUCAUGGGGAUGCUGAUGAAGACGAAUUCGAUGAACAAAAUGAAGAUGUGGAAGAAGACCACGACGAACAACCAACAUAUUCGCAUCAAAGACGCACGCAUCGUUGA